AUGUUGUGCUCUGGGUUAAGAAAAGAUGGCACUUUCGCAGAGUAUGCCGUUGUCCCGUCGCGGUAUGUCAUUCGCAUUCCCGAGGAUGUGCCUGACGAUCUCGUCGCCCCGAUUCUAUGUGGUGGAGUGACUGCGUACAAAGCCAUCAAGGUCAGUGAGACAGUCCCAGGCCGAUGGAUGGCCAUCUCUGGGGCCGGAGGAGGUGUUGGGGCUUUGGGGAUUCAGUAUGCGAAGGCUAUGGGGUACCGGGUCAUCGCAAUUGACGUCGGAGACGCAAAGAAGGAGUAUUGUCUGAAGCUAGGCGCUGAAGUAUACUAUGACGCCAAAGAACUCGACACGGCAACGGUCAUGGCCCUCACAGGAGAUGGUGCAGCAGCGGUUCUUGUCAUGGCCAACUCGAGCAAGGCAUACCAGGCGGCGCUGGAACUGGUGGCUCCAUACGGGACGUUCGUCUGCGUAGGAAUACCGCCAGAGGAUCAACUGGUAAACUUCCACCCUAUUCUUGGUAUCUCCAAAGGCGUGCGGAUCAUCGGCUCUGCUGUGGGCACCAGAAAGGACAUCUGGGAGGCGAUUGAAUUCGUCCAACGCGGCGCAGUCAAGCCGGCAGUGGAAAUGGCGACUUUGGACGAUUUGUCCGAUAUUGCGAAGAACUUUGGAAAGACUUCUGGCAAAUAUGUCAUCCGGUUAAGCGACGAAGCCAACGGCUCGGUGAAGGCUGGCGCCCCGACAAACGGACAUUGA
Fonsecaea erecta is the source of this 741-nucleotide messenger RNA. RefSeq lists its product as hypothetical. Bases 1 to 741 code for a protein of 246 amino acids. NCBI's taxonomy places the organism in Eukaryota, Fungi, Ascomycota, Eurotiomycetes, Chaetothyriales, Herpotrichiellaceae. The transcript has 2 exons. The record is from RefSeq and is a predicted model, not a curated record.